Messenger RNA from Botrytis cinerea B05.10, 1027 nucleotides. RefSeq lists its product as hypothetical. NCBI's taxonomy places the organism in Eukaryota, Fungi, Ascomycota, Leotiomycetes, Helotiales, Sclerotiniaceae. Bases 656 to 955 code for a protein of 99 amino acids. The record is from RefSeq and is a predicted model, not a curated record. The transcript has 2 exons.
GGGGGGAACGACUACAUGCCUUCCGAAUUUGGUUGUAACCUUACCCUAGAAAUACACAUUCAGGCCAAUUUCAAAUGGCCAGCGACUGGAAUAACUCAAAUCCCAUGCCGAUACUCGGGCCAGAGGAUUCCAAUCUCUGCAUUUCCAUCAGCCAUAAAUGGUUUACAAGAAUACCAAAACGGCGUUUGUAACUCCGCGAAAUGACUAAAUUCCCGUCGAAUUUCCCAUUCGAUGUGUCUUCUCCGCGUUACCUCUCCGCGGAAUUUCUCCGCUAUAUAUAUAUCGAAUAAUUCCAAACUACCAGACGCCACAUCCUUCUAACGAUUACCUCAAUCUGAAACAUGUCAUCAUCCACCAGGAACCCCGUCCCAAGGAAUCUUGCUCCGAUUCCGUAACACCAAAAUCGAUGCUGCAGGUUUCGACGCCAUUGUUCGCGAUGCAUUUAUCGCUUUAGAUCAAGAAAAAUGCCAAUUCAUCUAUCAACUUUCCCGCGCCACGGCCGUGCGGAAUAUUGUAGAAGUAGGUACUAGCCUUGGUGUUAGCACGAUUUACUUGGCGUUAGCUGUUGCGAGAAAUUUGGAAAUCGCAGGAGGAGGGGAGAGUCAUUGCUACGGAGAAAGAAAGUGGAAAGGCGGAGAAAGCAAGGGCGUAUUGGAUGGAAGUGGGAGAGGAGUGUGUGAGUCGGUAUAUUGAGUUGAGAGAGGGAGAUUUGCUGGAGACGUCGAAGAGGGAUGUUCCGGUGAUUGAUUUGGCGUCGCUUGAUAUUUGGACGCCAGUUGCGUUACCGGCGUUGAAGAUUCUGGAACCGAGAAUGAGAAAGGGAGCAGUGGUUAUUGUGGAUAAUAUUGUAGAUUCCGCUGAAGGUUACGCGGAUUUGUUGGCGCAUCUCAAGGAGCCGGCGAAUGGAUAUACGCUUCCUUACGAUAGAGGAUUGCAGAUGAGUAUCGAGUUCUAGUUAGUCAUUGAUAGGACAGCAUACAAUCCAAAAGGCACUUGACAGACAUGACCUGACUGCAAAUUCACGCGA